Ambispora gerdemannii is the source of this 606-nucleotide messenger RNA. The record is from the annotation of a GenBank genome assembly. Lineage: Eukaryota; Fungi; Glomeromycota; Glomeromycetes; Archaeosporales; Ambisporaceae.
AUGAACGGACGCGGAAGUGAAUAUUCUAAACGAUAUCGCGAAAAAAAGAAAAAAGAAUUCAUUGAUUCGCAGGAAUUAAUUGAAUCACUUAAGGAACAACAUCGGCAGUUAAUUAUGGCAAAUACUUCUCAGUCCGACAAAAUACAGAACUUGCAAGCAGAACAAGAAUCACUUAAGGAACAAAUUCGGCAAUUAGGAAUAGAAAACACUUCCCUGCGUGAUACCAUUACAAAUACAUUUUUUACAGUUCCAUUAUCUCCUGUUUCUUCACCGUCGAAUCAAGUGUUAAACAAUUCACCUUAUGCAUGUAAUACUACUAAUGGAAACACUCCUCUUACGUUUAAUCGAAAUCUAAAUACACUAUCGUUAUCAUCUGCUCCACCGGAUCAAGAGAUUAGUGAGAUUAAUACUUCCUCGUCUAAUCAACUAAGCAAUUCACCUUAUAAUAGAAACAUACCAGAUCAAAAUCUAAGUGAGCUAUUCUCUUUUAGCGAGAUGAAUACUUCGUCUAAUCAAGAGCCACCUUAUACAGAUUUUACUAAUAAUGUACUUGAUCAAAAUUUUGAUUCAUAUUUUACUACUUUAUAUUUAGCUAAUCUUUUUUAA